AUGGUUGGCCAAGAAAGGCUAUACCUAAAAAGGACUAAAGGUGUGCAGAUAGCAAAAAAUGACGCUAAGGGGUGUGCCAAUAGUCAUUCUCCAAAAGCAGUAGACUCUCUCUCUAAUCAAUCUAAACCUAAUAUUGCAAAAACUGCGCGAGAAUUCGCGGUUUCCGAGAGCCGGCUACGACGACGAUGGAAAGGUGGAAAAUCGCUUUUUCAACGACAACCCAAUGGCCGGAAGCUUACUCCUAGAUAG
Messenger RNA from Penicillium digitatum Pd1, 249 nucleotides. Lineage: Eukaryota; Fungi; Ascomycota; Eurotiomycetes; Eurotiales; Aspergillaceae. The record is from RefSeq and is a predicted model, not a curated record.